AUGGAUCGACUACACCCACCCACCACACCCACACCCCAGCGUACGUCCCUAGCGUCUGCUACCGCCCAGCUCGAAUUACAUUCGUUUGCCAUCACCACCUCCCGUCCCGGUCCAUGGAAUACUCGACUGCACCCGAAUCCUCCGCGUCUUAUCUUACCACGUAUCCGCCGUGCUGGCUACGACUGCUCCUUGGAUCCCACAGCCGUCGUUUACCUGCACAUUCAAUUUUUCCAUACUUACGCGCUCGAUGUAUAUACUUGCGGUUCUAUAUAUUCCACGGCGUGCACCGCGGCACCUAUGCGCACGCAUGCCUAUUCUAUGGACAUAUAUGCCUCUCUCGAGCACCAUCCUCUCCUGGCCCCUCUCUUGAAUCGGUACAUCGCAUCGCGGAGUUUGCUUCUUUCAUCACAGCAGUCUGAUCCCAAGCGUCUUCUCAAGGGCGCGCACGCGGGCGGAGUAGUCAGCUGCGCGCGGUGGACAGUGUAA
Molecule: messenger RNA, 486 nt
Organism: Schizophyllum commune H4-8
Lineage: Eukaryota; Fungi; Basidiomycota; Agaricomycetes; Agaricales; Schizophyllaceae
Exons: 2
Coding region: 1-486 (161 amino acids)
Source: RefSeq, a predicted model, not a curated record